Molecule: messenger RNA, 471 nt
Organism: Suillus fuscotomentosus
Lineage: Eukaryota; Fungi; Basidiomycota; Agaricomycetes; Boletales; Suillaceae
Exons: 1
Source: RefSeq, a predicted model, not a curated record
AGGCUUACGCUCAACUACAAAGAACUCACCUACGGAACAAAAUGGGUCGAAACGACUGACAUCGAAUCCGUUUGCAAAUCACUCGGAAUACCACCUACAAGCAUGCUCCCAGACGGGACACCAAAAUACACACUCCCAGCAUUAAUUGAUAACACCUUCACCCCUCCUGCUGUGCUCUCAGACUCGAAUCCUAUAAUCGAGUACCUCGAGCGCACAUAUACAGACCCAGAUUCUUCUCGUGCAGUCUGUCCUCCUGCAAUCCGCUCUCUCCAUGCCAUCUUCGAGUAUCACGUUGCUCAGUCCAUUACAGCACAGUUGCUACCUGUUGGCAUGGUGGACGGUCAUGCACAUGUACGACAAGAAGACCCCACGGGAUCGCAUCCACUUCCGUCAGCGUACCGAAGCGACAUUUGGGGAAAAACUGGAAGAUAUCGAGCUCAAGGGCAAAGAUCGCGAGGAACACUGGAAUAA